GGUUAACCUCUGUUGGAAAAAAACCGUAGUUCGGCCAGAGCUAACUCGCUUAUCUGUCGGCGAAGCUGCGCUCACGCUGCUCAGUCUGCAGCGGCGGGUGCGCGAAGGAGGCUGUCUGUCACUCCACUCCGUUUUUACCGGUCCACUGACAUCAUCACAAACAAAACAAAAUGUCGAACCCUACAAUCCGGGACUUCUACAAGGGUCGAAAUAUCCUGGUGACGGGAGGUACUGGGUUCAUGGGCAAAGUGCUCAUUGAAAAGCUUCUGUACUCCAUCCCUGACAUUGGCAACAUCUACAUACUCAUGAGACCUAAGAGAGGAAAGUCUGUCGAUCAAAGAAUAGAAGAUAUGCAGCGGUUGAAGCUUUUCGAAAGAAUACGGACUGAAAGACCGGACGCCUUAAAGAAGAUGAAGGCACUACAGGGUGAUGUUUUAUUCGAAAAAUUGGGACUGUCAGAAUCUGACAUAGAAUUGUUGUCUAACGAAGUAUCGGUGGUGUUCCACUUCGCCGCGACCUUAAAAUUGGAGGCUCCCUUAAAAGACAAUGUCAAUAUGAAUACUUGUGGUACUCAAAGAGCAUUGGACAUUGUCAAGAAGUUCAAGAAACUUGAUGUCUUCGUUCACCUUUCGACGGCUUUCUGUUACCCAGACUACGAAGUAUUGGGCGAGAGAUGCUUUGCUCCACCAAUCAAACCAGAGAACGUGAUGAAACUGAUUCAGUGGCUGGACGACAAACAGCUGGCUUUGUUGACUCCCUCGAUGCUCGGUCCGCAUCCCAACUGCUACACGUUUUCCAAGCGACUCGCAGAAUCUAUUGUUGAACAAGCAUAUGCCGAGUUGCCAGUUGUCAUCGCACGACCUAGUAUUGUAUGUCCUUCGCUAAAGGAUCCUGUGCCAGGUUGGGUGGACAACCUGAAUGGGCCAAUCGGCCUGAUGCUGGGCGCUGGAAAGGGAGUUAUUAGAACUAUGCUCUGCGAUGGAUCUCUUAUUGCCCAAGUUUGUCCAGUCGACAUCGCCAUUAACGGUAUCAUAGCUAUAGGAAUGAUUGAAGGAAAUAGGAAAGAAAAACCUACAUCACUGCCAGUAUACAAUGUGAACAACGGUCAUCAGAAACCCACUACAUGGGGUGAAGUGCUCCAAAUAGCUAAGGACUAUGGUCGAAAGUUCCCCUUAUCCUGGCCACUCUGGUAUCCUAACGGAGACAUCACCACGAAUGCUGUGCUGCAUGAGUACCGAAGGAUCUUCUACCAUCUAGUUCCUGCCUAUCUGAUCGAUUUUCUCCUGUUUGUGCUCGGACAGAAGAGGAUAAUGAUACGAAUCCAAGAAAGAAUAUCCAAUGGUUUGGAAGUGUUGCAAUACUUCACAAUGCGACCGUGGAACUUCCCGUGUCCUAACUACGAUGCGAUCAAGGACAAACUGAAUCCAGAAGAGCAGGAGAUCUACAACACUGACAUUACGGAGGCGGAUCGCGAGGUGUAUUUGAUGAAUUGCGUGGAAGGAGGUCGAGUGUACUGCUUCAAGGAAGACCCGACAAAAGUGCCCUACAACAGGAUUUAUCAUCGUUUCCUGUACUUCCUGGAUUGGUUUGUCAAGAUCAUGUUCUGGCUCUUUGUUUUAUCUUUCCUUGCAUCCUGGUUCGAGCCUAUCAAAGCAGUCUUUUCUUAUGGAGAACCUAUUGUGAAACACCUGCCUUUCUUGGGCAAGGCUGUCUGUCAAGUUGAAGAACUAUGAAGUUACUGAACCUUUCUUGUGUGGUGAAGGACCUAAGCAAUAAACAUAUCGUGGAAGAAAGAAUCUCAUAUCUUAGAAAAUCUAAUUAUCAAACAUUUUCGUAGAGAAUUGUUUACCGUCUAUCUAUCUCUUAAUAUAGUCAAAUAUUAUAUCAAUGGGCGUGAUGGUGUUAUAGUGUUUUAAGUUAUAAAGAAGCAUAAAAAUGUAGGUAUAGAUAAGCUUCAGAUCACUUUUGGUGAAAAACUGGCAGUACCUAAGUUUAACCCGAUAACCGCUAUGAAGGGAACGCUAGAUUCAAAAUUUCUAUAGUAAAAUAAUUUUAUUAUAACCAAGCCUUAUUAUAAAUGUAUAGUGUGCAAAUUGGCAAACUGGUUGAAAUGUUUUAAAGAUACUUAACUACUAGUACCUACUUCUGGUGGCUUAACCGAUUCCGUGCGGAAGUCUUUUUAGCAAUCUUUAGUGCCUGGCGUCAAACAAAAAUUCUGUGAUGCCUCUGAGGCACCAAGCGCCAGAAAGUUUGAUGAUUCCCCUGGGGAAUCAUCCGCCAUGAAUUGUCACUUUUAGCUUGUUUUCGUGUUUCUAUUUGCUAAAAUAAUCAUUUGACAUUGUGUAUCUAACGUAGGCAGUCAGUAAAUUCGUUCAGUGCGUUUAAAAGUGACGAUCUGUGUGUUUUUAUGGAAAUUGAAGGUAAGUGACUAAUUUAUAUUAGGGGUCGUAAACCUUUUUGCAUUAUUUCAUGGAUUUAUUUAUUCAAGUGUUGUAAAGAAUUUAUACACGUACCACUUGAGUAUGAAAAACACAGCGCAGUAAAAAAGCACAGUUAGUAUGAAAAACUAGCGGGACAAAAUUAUUUUGUACCAAUACCAGAGCAAAGCAGCUUGUCUUGAUUCUUUGGCGUUAGAAGGAUCAUUUAAGACAUGUCCUAAAUUGACUUUUGUCCGACUAGUUUAUCAAAAUAUUAUACUGUGCGCCGGCGCAAACAAUUAUGAACGGCGUAGUUUUAAACAAUAAUCAACCGUAUACGCAAGGAAAUACGGUACUUCGUAGGCGAAGGGCCGGCGAACAGCGCACUCUUUGUACGUUUUUAGGCAACAAUGAACCUUAUGACAAAAGCAUUUGAUUUUUGAGAAACAUUCCAGAAAGUGGGCUGUUAGAAUUAUAAUCAAUAAUAAAAUGUGUCGGCAACUUGGUUUACAACCCCUGAUGUCAGCUAAUUUGCGAAAUUACUUAAAACGAACACUGUGGGCAUGAUAAGGGUGACAAAUAAAGACACUUUUAUUUAGGGGGCACUUUUGACGAAUGUCGUUUAAGCCGAGUUUUGUAUGAUUUAGUUUUGUAUCCUCUCGGGCACCAUACGCCAUACGCAAUAGAUUUACAUGGUGCCUGUGCGGCAUCAUCCGCACGGAAACGGCUAUCCUAUACAUCUACUGCUGAGCAGGCCGAAACAGUUAGCCAAUUUAUAGAUACCACCUCAAUGGUAUAAAAAAUAAAGGGUCAACCUAACUUCA
This is a messenger RNA of Spodoptera frugiperda (fall armyworm), 3241 nucleotides long. RefSeq names its product putative fatty acyl-CoA reductase CG5065. Gene Ontology annotation, molecular function: alcohol-forming very long-chain fatty acyl-CoA reductase (NADP+) activity. Gene Ontology annotation, cellular component: peroxisome. Gene Ontology annotation, biological process: long-chain fatty-acyl-CoA metabolic process. The coding region runs from base 171 to 1733 and encodes 520 amino acids. NCBI's taxonomy places the organism in Eukaryota, Metazoa, Arthropoda, Insecta, Lepidoptera, Noctuidae. The transcript is spliced from 8 exons. The record is from RefSeq and is a predicted model, not a curated record.